UUCCUAAUAUGUAAUUCAAAAAAUUUAAAGAUUCCACGCUCAAAUUCAUGAUCAAAAUUAAACUGUUUGACUCUCGAAAUUCAAAAUGUGUUAUAUAAAUUCGCACCUUCAGAAUAAUUAAAACUGUUCAUAUUUUCUCAAUUUAAAAUAAAAUCCAAUAUGUAUACCUUGUCUUUCCCCAACACAAUCUAAUGUACAUGAAAUGAAAAUGCAAAUGAAGGACUUACACAAAAGUGCGCGAGAACAGAAAAAAGAAAAAGAAAAUGUGAUGAGAAUUGAAAGGAAAAAAGCAAACAACGUGACAUCAACGUAGGCCCCACUCAACUACCACAGCCUAUAUAAACCCCCACACUCCCAUUUCCUCUCCUCACAAAACAAACACCAUUAACGGCUUUCUCUCAGUUUCUCCCACUCAGUUUUCACACGUUCUAAAGCAGAAGUACAAGCAAUGAAGCGAAAGUUACAACACACAGAAGCAUCAUCACUUCAUCAACCGGCUGUGAAGAAACAGCUUCGAUCAAAGUUACCUCGCCGUAAACGAUCAUAUAUCUCUCCAAUAAUUCUACGUUCAUUCUCUAUUUCAAUUUCGUCUCACUUAACUAGUGAAAUUUCACGUGAUUCGAGUAAAAGUAAUUCUGUUAAUAAGCGUGAAAUUGAAGGAGAAAAUGAAUUUCGUAGAGUUACUAGAGCUUAUUUCAGAAAAAAUCAGAAGAAUAAGGAUGAUGCUGACGUGGAAUUAUCGGAAUGCUCUUGUGUUGAUUCGUGUACUUCUCAAUUCAUUGGAAAAAUCACAAAAAAUGAAGAUCCAGUUGAAAUUGAGGAUUCUGAUGCAAUUUCGACAUUAGUGAAAGUUUCUAGUGAUUUUUGCGAUAAAAUAUCAAAAUCUGAAAGCGAUGUUGUUGAAGGAACUGCGAUAAUCAACGACGAAGUAAUUCACAUUUCUACUGAAUUCACUAAGAGAAAUGCAAAAGACAUUGAAGAAACUGAGGAUUCUGAUGCAAUUUCAACGUUUCUCAAAGCUUCUAGUGAUUUUUCCAGUAAAAUCUCAAAAUCUGUAGUUGAAGGAACUGCAAAAAUCAACGACGAAGAUGUCGUUUCAUUCAAUUCAGCAUUACAAUCACCUUCUGAAUCGAAAUGUGGAAAUUUAUCAGUUCAAACAAUCAAAUGUACUGAAAACAGAGCAAUCGAAGAAGAUAUCGAGUCUGAAGUUUCAAAAUUAUCUGCUGCAACACAUGCACAUGAUAAGCUCAAUGGAAGCGCAGCAUUUGAUCUACAAUGUUCUGAAAAUUUCUCAAUCAAAUGUAGUGAAAACAGAGCAAUUGAAGAAGAUAUCGAGUCCAAAGCUUCACUAGUAGAAUUAUCUGCUGCAACACAGGCACAUGAUAAGCUCAAUGGAGACGCAGAAUUUGAUCUAGAAUGUUCUGAACAAGGUGAAAACAGAGCAACAGAAGAAGAAAUCAACUCUGAACAAGUUUCAAAAUUAUCUGGUGCAACACAUGCACAGGAUAAGCUCGAUGCUCAUGCAGAAUUUGAUCUAGAAUGUUCUGAAAAUUUCUCAAUAAUUGAUGUCUCUGAUGACUACUAUUCAUCAGCUUAUUCGGAUAUUUUUCCAGAAAGUUCGGAUAUAGAUCUAUCGGAUUAUAGUCCAUCGUAUUGGUAUGAAUCUGGAAGCCAAUUUUCUGAGAAAUCGAAUGUAGAUGCUACUCCUUCACCUACUUUCACGUUGUUUCUUCGGUUCAGUCAACAGUUUUGCAGAUCAACUGUUGCUUUGCAAUCUAAUCGUGUAAACUCAUCGGAAGAUCAUAUUUCUACUGAAUUCACUGGAUUGGAAAAUGAAGAGGAUGAAGAGAGCUAUAGGAUGAUAAGGAACAGAGAGAGGAGACAAUUGUAUCUACACGAUUAUGCCGAGGAAUACUGUUCCACAACGGACUACGGCGAUUUAGUCGUACAGCAACGGUUGCAAAUGGUUCAUUGGAUACUUGAGCAAGCUACGAGGAAGGACCUUCAGAAGGAGACCAUGUUCUUAAGUGUCAACCUCUUUGACAGAUUUUUAAGUAAAGGGUACUUCAGAACCAAAAAAUGCCUUCAAAUUGCUGGCAUAGCCUGCCUUACUCUGGCAGUCAGGAUAGAAGAAAACCAGCCGUUCAACAGCAUUCGUCAGAAGACAUUCGUUGUUGCAGGCACUGCAUAUAGCUGUUCUGAAGUGGUGGCUAUGGAGUGGCUGGUGCAGGAGGUCCUCAACUUCCAGUGCUUUCUUCCAACAAUAUACAACUUCUUAUGGUUCUAUCUUAAAGCUGCUAGAGCUGCUGAAUAUGUGGAAAGGACAACUAAAUACCUGGCAGUACUAGCUUUGCUGGGUCAUGAGCACUUGUGCUACAGACCAUCAACUGUAGCAUCUGCACUGGUGAUUCUCGCUUUAUCAGCUGCCAAUCUUUAUGCCUCCUGCCAUUUGGUUACAAAGACUCAUGCCAAAAUAAAGGACGAAGAUUUACCUGAAUGCAUAAAGAGCUUGGAAUGGUUGGUGAAGUACAUAUGAUAUGAAGGUGGACCAGCAUCUCAGUCAUUCUUCUCAUAUUUUGGAGUCAAUCGGUUUAUCUUCUCAUUCUUUUGCUGAAAUUUUUUCUUAGUCUUUUCUCAAAGUCACGGGUAAUAAAUUCAAGAUAUUCUCUUGAAGUUUGAUCAAGUGAUGCUUAAUUUCAUUAUUUUGUCCUUGUAACACUACCAAAUAUACACUUUAUGUCUACUGUCCUUACCAGGAAACAAGAUGUAGAAAGAACUUAAAGCCACUCUUGUAUUCAGUAACGCCUUGUAUCCAAAAGUAUCAAUGACAAUAAACAAUGAUUUUAGCUGAUAAAGAAAAUUUGUGAUCUAUGUUGAACUCAAA
Molecule: messenger RNA, 2884 nt
Organism: Lycium ferocissimum
Lineage: Eukaryota; Viridiplantae; Streptophyta; Magnoliopsida; Solanales; Solanaceae
Product: cyclin-SDS
Exons: 9
Coding region: 449-2536 (695 amino acids)
Biological process (GO): regulation of cyclin-dependent protein serine/threonine kinase activity; mitotic cell cycle phase transition
Cellular component (GO): cytoplasm; nucleus; cyclin-dependent protein kinase holoenzyme complex
Molecular function (GO): cyclin-dependent protein serine/threonine kinase regulator activity
Source: RefSeq, a predicted model, not a curated record